Messenger RNA from Mesorhabditis spiculigera, 285 nucleotides. Lineage: Eukaryota; Metazoa; Nematoda; Chromadorea; Rhabditida; Rhabditidae. The record is from the annotation of a GenBank genome assembly.
AUGUACAAGGCACUCCUCGUCUGCGCCCUCCUCUGCCUCGCCGUCUUCGCUGAGGAUGCCGCCGACGCCCCGGUGGAGUCAGCCGUGACGCGCCCACACCAUGGGACCCAUGGCCCGCACCGCGACCACACCGGAGGACAUCACUCUGGAGUCACUGGGUUCCGAUCUGGCAGCCGAGGACCGAAGGGCCAUAAGGGAACCAAGGGGCCGAAGGGAUCCGGCUUCACCAAGGGACACAGCAAGGGAUUGAAGAAGGCUCACAAGAACACCAAGGCGCCAUCAGCU